AUGACAACAACAACGGAUAGUAAAACUCCUUCUCAUGCAUCAAACGUGUAUUUGUUUAAAAAUGGUUAUGGUAUGAUCGUGAAAACAUUCGAAUUUCCUUCAAGUACCGAUCCAAAACAACAAACCAUUGAACUUGUGGAUCCACCGUCGAAUGCUGUACAUGGAACAUUUUGGAUUCAACCAAUUUCCAAACAAACAAAAAUUACUUCUAUUCGUACGAAAAAGACAAAUAAAUCGGAAACAAAAGAUUGUUAUACUCUCGGGGAUUUGAUUGAAUCGAAUGUUGGACAAGACGUUGAAAUUCUUGUUUUGGAUUAUCUCACUCAAAAGAAAGAAUGGAUGAAAGGUAAAAUCAAAUCUGUUCAACGAUCUCAAAACAGAUCGACUGAUGAAACCGUACCUGUUGCACCUUCUCCAGUUGUUCCAACACAAUUUGCAUUGCCUGGAUUUGCUGUACCAACAGCAGCAGCUAUUUCUCAUUCCGUCCGAACUGGUGAUUUAGUGUUGUUUGAAACAACCGAUCAUGGUGUAACGGCAUUAUCUUUAUCAACGAUUGCAUCGAUUCGUGGUCCAACGCUGCAAACAACAUAUCAACAGAAAGUAGUGAAGAAUUGUUUAUCAAUUGAUUAUGAAAAUCAAUCUAAUUCAACUGACACGGGAUUAAUGAAAUAUUUAACGUAUGGUUUAACAUGGGCACCUUCGUACAGUUUGGUUCUUUUAUCGUCGAAUGAUCCAACAGUAAAACGACUUCGUUUUUCAUCGAAGGCGGUGGUUUUAAAUGAUAUCGAAAAUAUGAAUGUGGAAAAUCUAUUCUGUAUCGUUGGAUUUCCUAACACGUCAAAAUUCGCCUCUGUUAACGAUCCAAUUCUCGAUACAGCGAAUGUUGCAACAUUCCUUCAACAAUUACAACAAUGUGAAAGCACUCGCUCACGUCGUGGUGGACGUUCACACGCAAAUUACAGUUGUACAUCAAAUUCCAUGAUGACACAGCAAGUAAUGGGAGGAUUUCCAGGCUCGAGCGAUUCAGGACCCGAUGAAACAACUGAAGAUACAAAUGUGGAUGAUCUUCAUCUGUACGAAUUCAAAAAUGUUCUUUUGGAAAAACAAGAACGUCUGGUUUUACCAAUAUUCGACGUCGGACUUCCAUAUAAAGAUGUUUAUCAUUGUAAAAUCGAAUCAAAUAGUGCGCAAUACAGUUACUCAAGUCCAACAGAAAACAAACCAUACGAAGAAGUUUGGCAUAGUGUGAAGUUUGAUAAUGCGACAAAUUUUGUUUUAACAACUGCGCCUGUUCUCGUUACGAAAGGUCUAAAUGAACAACAAUUUGUAGGUCAAGAUUUAUUAACCUAUACACCCAAAGGAUCAACAGCUUUUGUUAAUUUAACCAAAGCUCUCGAUAUUCGAGUUCAAUCGGAGGAAAAGGUUGUCAAUACGAGCUCCCGACGAUUUACUUUUCUUAGCAAUAAUUAUCAAACAGAUCAAAUCGAAGGAAAACUCACAAUAAUGAACUAUAAAUCCGAAGAAGUUACUGUAGUGAUUAACAUGUCCUUAAUGGGAAAGACAAGUAAUUACUCGCCUGAGCCAAAGACGGACAUUGUCAAAGCGACUGAAGCAACCGUUAAUCCACAGCAUGAUGUCACUUGGGACAUCAAUCUCAAACCUAAACAAACACUGGAAAUUCGAUAUGUUAGAGCGUAUAAUAAACUAGUGUAA
Molecule: messenger RNA, 1713 nt
Organism: Adineta ricciae
Lineage: Eukaryota; Metazoa; Rotifera; Eurotatoria; Adinetida; Adinetidae
Source: the annotation of a GenBank genome assembly